Molecule: messenger RNA, 1999 nt
Organism: Candidula unifasciata
Lineage: Eukaryota; Metazoa; Mollusca; Gastropoda; Stylommatophora; Geomitridae
Source: the annotation of a GenBank genome assembly
UUUGAAGGAGUCUGGACGUCAGUGGCUGAAGCUGUUUGGGAGCGCUCUGAUUGACCACCUUGGCUUCCGAGAUAACUUUCUUAUGAUUGGCCACAGGGGACUGGCCAGUGGAAGCGCCAUUGAAUAUCAUAUCACUAAAAGGGACAAGUCUGAAGCCUUUGCUCCACCAAUUGAAAAGGCUGGAUGCUUUUCUUUUCCAUUGGGUAACAAAGUGAACAUGGACAACACAAUGCCUGAAGUUCUUUAUGGGGAAGAAAUCAAGGUCGGAGCUCGCAUCGAGAACUGUGGACUUCCCCUGCCAUGUCGAGAUGGCAGCAUAGCUGUACAAGUUGACACAGGCAUUGGUGACUCCAGGCAACCUAGUAUAUGUGUGGGUGACUACAUAAGAAUGGAUGGCUCUACCAAUAGUGCAGGGAGAGGUUUUAAUGUGGUUGUGUUGGACCCUCACAGUCUGCAACCUGUACGACUGUCACACAUGGACACUUACACGUCUGACAGUACCGAUCUGGAGUUAUUGCUGGAGUCCCUGCACAUGAAUGAGAUUGUCAUUGCAGUCAUUGCCGAUGAUGCCUCCAGGAAACUGGGCCAAAGUGCCAGGGACAUGCUGAACAAGCUGGGCAGCGGUCACAUCCAGAACCUCCGUUUCCGAGACGUUUGGUACUUUGUAGGCCAGAAGGGAAUCGAAGGUUUCACGCAGAUGGAACAGUUAAGCUUUUCUGGCUUUGAUGGUGGGUGGCCGAAACCAUUGACAACUAGGUUCUGCGUCCCUAGAAAGGUUCCUACCAGUCAAAUAAUGAUUGAACCAGAGAGCAGGCGCAAUGACCGGCGUAGACAGUUCUGUUCCAAGUAUGAAGGCUACACUGACUUUUGUAACCCUGCGAGUGUGGAUGAUGAGCUGAAGGCAAUAUCUGUGGCCAGCAAGGAGAUGAAGGGACACGAGAUAUUUAAUGUUCCUGUGAUCAUUAUUCCAGGGCUCAAUCACAACACGUUUGUACACACACUCCAAACAACCCUGAUGCAACCAGGCAUCAAGGUGGAGAAUGUGGCGGUCUUUUGGGAUGAGAAGCUGCCUGAGUAUGGAGAGUUAGCUGCCCUGUUUGGCUUCCAGAAUUACAGUUUGGAGACCAGCACUUCCUACUCAGAACAAUUGAUGAGAGCAGUCAGGUUGUCAAGAACGGUGUUCCCCAAGGCACAACACAUGAUAAUCAUAGAAGAAGACCUUCUACUGGCCCCUGACUUCAUGUCUUUCAUGGCCCAGAGUCUUCGUGCUAUUAAUAACGACCCGACUUUAGCUGGAGCCACUGCCUGGAACAUCAAUGGAUUUGAAGACCUAUCUGGCAACAGUAGCUUGGUGUACAGGGUGCAGGAGUUCCCUGGCCUGGGGUUCCUCAUGAAGUCGGAGAUCCUUCAGAGUUUAAUUAAUUCCUGGAACAACUGCUGUAAAAAUAGGGCUUGGGUGGGCUGGCUGUCGGAAUCCAGCGAACAGGAAAUGCUAAUGCCAGAUGUUUCACGAGUCUACAGGAGUCCAUUCUUUGGAGCUGAGGCUGCAUCUGAUUUAGCCAGGCGCCUGUUUGUCAAACCUCGGAGAACGUAUUUAGAUGCUGAGCCACCGCGGCUGAGCCUGGAGUCAGUAAUAGGGCAGCAGUACGAUGCCUUUCUCCAGACUCAGAUUAUGAGGGGUGAGGUGAUCCCUCCUGAAGAUUUGGUCGAAUGUGUCAGAGGGCAGCCCACACUGCCAGAUUUCUCCCAGUUGAGCAAGCUUCCUCUCGUGAUCUACUACCACCAGGAAAGCACCAGUGAUGUGGAGCUUUUGCUGAAGCUUUGCAACUGCUUUGGCUUGGUUAUCGUAGAGAAGAAUCAGCCCAAAAAUUUACACAGAGGAUUAUUAAGAUUUGUCUACCAAGAACAUGAUGUCUUCCUUGUGGGAUCCAUGACCCCGUUCUUCAAAGCUCAGUUAAACACAACAGACAUUCUUUCCCCAUCACACAUUUCCACGUGA